Messenger RNA from Hypomesus transpacificus, 2419 nucleotides. RefSeq names its product chromosome unknown C1orf210 homolog (gene cunh1orf210). NCBI's taxonomy places the organism in Eukaryota, Metazoa, Chordata, Actinopteri, Osmeriformes, Osmeridae. The transcript is spliced from 8 exons. Gene Ontology annotation, molecular function: protein binding. Bases 799 to 1905 code for a protein of 368 amino acids. The record is from RefSeq and is a predicted model, not a curated record.
UGGUGAAAACCACCGUGGUAUACACACCUCUUUCAACCUUUGCACAACAUACCUCCAUUUUACAUCACAGGCAAAACAAACCCAGCAAAGCUGUUAGAACAGAUCUCAGAGGAAGUCAUUGUUCACUAGACAGAGGUUUGCACAGUGUGACUGGGUUGGUUGAGACUUCUGCCCUUCCAGUUCUGCCCUCAUGUUGAUAUCCUACGCUGGCGGUUGUACGCUAAAUACAGGCUACUGUACCAGUCACUGGCUGGGUCUCUGGCUGGUGCUACCCAUUUCAACCCCUGCUUUUCCCCAAGGAGUAUGCAGUGAGGCCCAGUCUCAUCACAAAGGAGUCAGUAAAGGUGCUAUUCGAGUGACUCUGUAAUGUGUAUCUCUGUGCUGGCCAAACAUACCUCGCCCAAAAUCCAACUCAAAUAUAAAAGGAAAGACAAAGGCACGUAUCUGGCUCCAAGGAUGAGGACAGGAGGGAGGAGGACGUGGUCACCGUAGCACGGCGAGACACCAGGAGAUAUGAAAAUUCGACUUGACAUCCGCAUACUGUGGUGUCACCACUUCCUGUUUCGAUGACAGUUGACAAGCUAAGACUUGUCCAUCAGUCAGAUGAAUGUCCAUGCAACUGGAGGAUCUGGAGCACUGCGUCACAUGAUCUCUCCUUACUGUGUUCUGUAACCAGCUCAAACGAUAAGAGUGGAUCAUCAAGUUCAAGUGUUUUAUUGUCAGACGCACAGAACAACACAGUUCAAUUCAAACAAUUCUUAGGACAAGACAGCACAAAGCAACCUGGUAUAACUUAACAUGACAUUGGGGACCAUGGGGCCCUGGUGGUGGGGCCCGUGUGUGGUUGUGUCUUUCUGGGGGACAGUCGGAGGGACCUCGCUCGUGUCCGUGGGCCCCUGUGCGGUGGACGCUGGCACGGCGUUGUUUGACUGCAGUCAGAAAAAGCUAGCAGAAAUCCCAACAGCAAUAUGGGACAACGUCUCCACCCUGGAUCUCUCCCAAAACAACCUGGACCUAACACAGCCCCAACAUCUCAGCCAGCUCCAGAGAUUCAACCGCUUGGUCACCCUCAAUCUCACAGGCAACUACCUCCCCCUGCUGGUGAGAGGUAGUCUCUGCAGGCUCCAGUACUUGCAGACUCUGGACCUCAGUGGAUGCCAGCUGACGUCCAUUCAGACAGGAGCCCUGAGGUGCCUUCCCAGCUUACAGAGGCUGAUCUUGAGAGACAACCCUCUUCUAGAUCCUAAUCGGGUCUUUAUUCGAGACCCAGGAGCUACUUCCUGGUUCCAUGGCAACCGACGUGAUGCUGGCUCGGACGAUCGGCCGACCAGCGCCCCCAGGGGGUUUCAGACUGAGGAUCCCCAGGGAGAAGAUCGGGAGGGGUUCUCUGAAGGUGUGAACGCUGACAAGCACAGGCCGCUUCGUAGGAAACUCCUAGAAGAAACCUUGGAAGGAACCACCGUGAGCACAACCACCACCACCAAGAAUGACACGGGGGGAGUGAGCCCUUCCGCGCGGGGAUGGGAGUACCUGGUGGCUGUUGUGAUCGCCGCCAUCUCCAUCUCCAUCCUCAUCGCCGUCUUGGCCAAGUGCCAGAUGUUUCAGCGCUACCUGGCAAGCUACAGACACACGCGACUGAGCGAGGCCGACGCGGUGAGCCAGGGAGAUCCUGCCGGGCUGGAAGUGGGCUAUUCCAUGCAGCAAGGACACGCGCGGAACACGCACUCAGCCGCCGUCCGAGAGGACGAGGUUGGCGAGCACGAGGAAGACGACGACGGCUUCAUAGAGGAUAACUACAUACAAGCCAGCGAGAGAGAGCGAGCUCAGCGGGCAGCCGAGAAGCUCGAGGACACCGAAGAAGAAGGGGAAGAAGAGAUGGACGAAAUUGAAUUCACCAUUGGCUAGUGUCAGAGUUGGGAGACAUUGCGGGAGAAUGGAAGGCCAUAGUGAGCUCACUGUUCAUGUGGCUCGUUCACAGCACGUGCUUUAUGAAUGAGUCUUUAUGGGCACUAGGCAAGGCCUGCUGUGGUGGAGAAGGGGUUCUCAACCUCGGGUUGUCAUCAAGCUCUGCAGAAGCCUGAUUACAACCCAGUCAUUUGAAUCAGGUGUGUUGGAAGAGGGAAAUAAAGUGCGGGUCAGGGUGGCCCCGCAGGAGACGGGUGGGGAAAUAUGGAUGAGGAAGGAUUAACUGUUGUGGUGUUGAUGGCUAUUGAUUUUAUGUUUAAGCAGGAUUGUCUAUAAGAAAUCUUAUUGUUUAUGUAAUUUUUUGCUCAUGAAAAUCUUCAAUUAAUUAAUCAAGUGCUUUUUUUGUUUUAGUCUACUCUGUUUUCUCAGCAACAAUCAAAUUAAGUUUAUAUCCAGUUUUGCACUCCAUUGGUUACAUCUUUUUAUAUAUAUAUAAUAAAAACUGUUGAUUUUA